GAUCAACUCUCCUCCUCUGAAUAAUACAAAAAGCCAAAAUAUACAUUUCUCCUGGGUUCUCAUUCUUUGACCCCUCCCUCCAUUAUUUCACGUUUCUCACAUUUUCUCCGACAAAAAGAAAUUAAUCUUAAUCGGUACAUAAACACGACCCGUUAUUCCUCGUCGGCUUUCGAGCAAACCCUUUGUACCAAUUUUUGAUUCUGUUGAGGAUAAAAAUUUGGGGAUCUGAGAGAAGGAGAAGAUGAUGACGAGUAUGGAAGGGAUGGUGGAGAAAGGAGUGUUGGAUGAUAUAAUAAGGAGAUUGCUAGAAGGUAAAGGAGGGAAACAGGUUCAGCUGUCGGAGAGCGAGAUUCGUCAACUCUGCUUCAACGCCCGUCAAAUCUUCCUCUCUCAACCUAAUCUCCUUGAGCUACAUGCCCCUAUUCGCAUCUGCGGUGAUAUCCAUGGCCAAUAUCAAGAUCUUCUGAGGCUAUUCGAAUACGGAGGCUACCCUCCUUCAGCAAACUUUCUCUUCCUUGGCGACUACGUUGACAGAGGCAAGCAAAGUCUCGAGACCAUAUGUCUACUCCUUGCUUACAAGAUCCGUUACCCAUCAAAGAUAUUUCUCUUGAGAGGCAACCACGAGGACGCUAAGAUCAACAGGAUUUACGGAUUCUACGACGAGUGCAAGAGGAGAUUCAACGUACGUCUUUGGAAGGUUUUUACUGAUUGCUUUAACUGUUUACCCGUAGCUGCACUCAUUGACGGCAAGAUCUUGUGCAUGCACGGUGGUUUGUCACCGGAGUUGGAUAAUUUGAAUCAGAUUCGAGAGAUUGAGAGGCCUACUGAGAUUCCAGACAGUGGUCUUCUUUGUGAUUUGCUUUGGUCGGAUCCUGACCAGAAGAUUGAAGGGUGGGGUGAUAGUGAUCGAGGCAUUUCUUGUAUUUUUGGAGCUGAUAAAGUCGCUGAGUUCUUGGAUAAGAAUGAUCUUGACCUCAUUUGCCGUGGCCAUCAGGUAGUGGAAGAUGGAUAUGAGUUUUUUGCAAAACGGAGACUAGUCACGAUAUUCUCAGCUCCAAACUAUGGUGGAGAGUUUGACAAUGCAGGUGCAUUAUUGAGCGUGGACGAGUCUCUUGUUUGCUCUUUCGAGAUUAUGAAACCCGCCACAGCUUCUAGCAGCGGUCAACCUCUCAAGAAGGUACCAAAGAAGUCUAAUUAG
Molecule: messenger RNA, 1198 nt
Organism: Eruca vesicaria subsp. sativa (arugula)
Lineage: Eukaryota; Viridiplantae; Streptophyta; Magnoliopsida; Brassicales; Brassicaceae
Source: the annotation of a GenBank genome assembly